AUUUAAAAUAUCUCAAGGUAAUGCAGUACACGUAAUGUGUUAUAAAUUAAUAUAUGCUAUGAGAUUUGGUGUCUAUAUUGAUCAGGCACAUCAGCAAGCGUCUCAAAAACAGCACGCGCGUCCAGACAGAGACUCAUGGACCAGCUACUAUGAGGUUAUUCAGUAGUUCCCAGACUCUCCUCAAACACAUUGUCCGUCACUGUCCUGCUGACUGCCAAUGGACCAGUGUCCUCACCCUGUCCCACAAACUCCACCCCUGCAGGGGGCUGUCAACGAAUGGCUCCACUCCUCAGCCACAGAUUAGUGAAAACUCAGUAGAGGUUUUCAGCCAUGUCUACCCACGAGAUGACAUGACCAAUGUGACGGCUAAAAUCUUGUCCAAAGUUGGCUGCCAGCUUCACAACCGACCGCACCACCCCUUGUGGCUUAUUAAAGAACGCAUCAAAGACCAUUUCUACCGCUCCUACAUCGGUCGCACAGGAAACCCACUCUUUUCUGUACAUGACAACCUCAGCCCAGUAGUGACGGUGGAGCAGAACUUCGAUAGCCUGCUCAUUCCUCCAGACCAUCCCAGUCGGAAAAAAGGAGACAAUUACUACCUGAACCGCACACACAUGCUGCGGGCCCACACCUCCGCCCACCAGAAGGAGCUGGUGCGCGCGGGACUUGAUCGCUUCCUGCUGGCUGGAGAUGUAUAUAGACGAGAUGAGAUAGACUCCAGCCACUAUCCUGUCUUCCACCAGAUGGAGGGAGUUCGGCUUUUCUCCAACCAUGAGCUGUUUGCUCGAGUGGAGAAUGGUGAAGACCUGUCUUUGUUUGAGAGCGGUGGCCGCCGCACGCCUCAAAAACAGGAAGCGCACACGCUGGAGGCCGUCAAACUUGUGGAGUUCGAUCUGAAACAGGCACUCACGCGCCUCACGCGACACCUUUUUGGGGAAGAUUUGGAGAUCCGCUGGGUGGACUGCUACUUCCCUUUCACACAUCCCUCCUUUGAGAUGGAGGUGCGCUUCCAGGGCGACUGGUUGGAGGUGCUGGGCUGUGGGGUGAUGGAGCAGGAACUGGUCCGCUCAGCUGGUGCUGGUAAUAAGAUGGGUUGGGCUUUUGGUCUCGGGCUGGAGAGGUUGGCCAUGGUUCUGUUCGGCAUCCCAGAUAUUCGACUUUUCUGGAGCGAGGAUGAACGCUUCCUGAAGCAGUUCCGCCUGUCUGACAUCUAUCAGCCUGUCACCUUCCAGCCUCUCAGUAAGUACCCUCCACUCUUCAAUGACAUCUCUUUUUGGCUGCCAGCUGAAGGUUACACAGAAAACGACUUCUAUGACCUGGUACGCAGCAUCGGAGGAGACCUAGUGGAGAAGGUCACGCUGGUGGACGAGUUCACACAUCCAAAGACGAAGAGAAUGAGCCACUGUUACCGCGUUGAGUAUCGUCACAUGGAGAGGACCCUGUCCCAGGAAGAAGUGCGCAUUAUCCACACAGCCAUUGAGCAGGCAGCCGAAAAAGAGCUCGGAGUGCAGGGAAGAUACUGAACAUUCCCAAAAACCCACAUGAUGAUGUUCCACCUUCUAUGAUGAGAUUCACAGAUGUAGUUGUAUCUCUCUGUGGCAACGAAUAAAAUGUGGAAACUCUUUUUAAAGCAGCUACAACUGCACAUAGUUGGAGAAUCGAACCAAAAUGUCAUUACUUACUCACCAUCUUGUUCUUCUAAACCCUUAAGCAGAAUGUUGGAAAAUCUUUAUGCAGCUCUUUUCCAAAUAACAACAUUACUAAUGGCAUAGUUCAGCCAAAAAUGAAAGUUCUGUCAUCAUUUACUCACCCUUGUGUUGUUUGAAUCUGUUUGAUUUUUCCGAACAUAAAAUAAGAUAUUUUGAAGAAUGUUGGUAACCAAACAGUUAUUUGUCAGCAUUGAGUUUCAUUUGAUCUUUUUUGUGUAAGUAAUCAAGUCAUACUAGUGUUAAACGAAGGUGAGUAAAUGAUGACAGAAUUUUCUAUUUGGAGUGAACCAUCCUUUUAAAAUUCAGUUUUUGUACUCUAUAUGAUUACUUUUUGAUACUUCCCCCCAGCUUUAAUGGUACAUUUUUGAAGCUUGACAGACAUAGUCACUAUAAACUGUAAAUGUGUGGAAACUGAAAGGUAAAAAACAGAAUACAGGUUUGAAAUGACAAGAGGGGGAGUGAAUAAUGACAGAAUUGUAAUUUGGGGCAAACUUUCCUUUAUCAUUUGCAAGAUUUGACCUUGAAAUGACCUUUUUGGUCAUCAUAACCUCUCUAGGCCUGAUUGCACAUACUCCCACACCGCAGGCUGACUCUAGCUUUAUAAUGGUACAAACAGCCAGAUUUAACACAAAUGUCAGAGGCCUUUUACACACCUGGAUCCAUGCCAGCCUGAUGAUAAGCAGAAAACAAGAGCUCUUAUUUCUAGAUUUGUGUUUUCUUAAGAAAGAUAUGAGGUAGCCUGUAAUGAGCUGCUGCCCAGAAAUUAGCAAGAUAAUGAAAAGCUUUCUCAAAGUCACUCCACGGUAAAAUGGCAAAUGGGAGGCUAACAGAUCAUCAUUUGUGGUAGAAAAUAAAACUGUGUUCAGGUAUAAUUAUGUCGACGUGCCCUUUAUUAUAUACUCCAAUAGCCAUACUAAUGCUGCAGAUUUUUGGGAGUACCUGGAAUUAUUUUUCAUUUAAUAUCCCAUAAGUUGUGGUUUUGUGUGUGUAUGGAAAAAAGGAGUCACUCCUACUUCAUCAGACUUAUGAUUGUUGAGUGAAAUUAUGACUAUAGCAACAUGUUUGCGUGUCACAGCUGUAAACAUAAUAAACACACUGUAAAAAAGAA
Molecule: messenger RNA, 2817 nt
Organism: Ctenopharyngodon idella (grass carp)
Lineage: Eukaryota; Metazoa; Chordata; Actinopteri; Cypriniformes; Xenocyprididae
Gene: fars2
Product: phenylalanyl-tRNA synthetase 2, mitochondrial
Exons: 7
Coding region: 150-1523 (457 amino acids)
Biological process (GO): phenylalanyl-tRNA aminoacylation
Cellular component (GO): mitochondrion; cytoplasm
Molecular function (GO): ATP binding; phenylalanine-tRNA ligase activity; tRNA binding
Source: RefSeq, a predicted model, not a curated record